AUGAGCUGGAGCUCCAAAGUCGUGCUGCUUCACUGGAUCUCCACACUCCUGCUACUUCUCCAAAGCGCCGCCGGCUUCGACGGCGCCAUCGCCGCUGCGCCCGACGGCUUCCUCCAGGCGGCCUUUGAGCCCUGGACCCGCAACACAACGUCGCGCGCCUGGACCGGCGGCGACGUCGGUGCGUCCUGCGCGCUGACGCCGACGCGCACGCUGUGGGUCUUCGGGGACACGCUCAUCGGCCACUGGGACGGGAAGCGACGGGUGAGCGAGGGCGCCGCGAUGCCGCACAGCUCCGUGGGCGUCUGGGACCUCGGCGCGGCGCCCCGCGACGCGAUGACGUGGCGCUGGGGCCCGGGCAACGCGUCCUUCUUCCGGCCGUCCUGGGAGAGCUCGAAGGAGGCGUUCUGGGCGGCGGUGACGGCGCCGCGACUCGUCGACGGCCGCGUGCUGGUGCUCGGCAACCGGGUCUUGUACACCGGCGAGGGCGGGCCGAUGGGCUUCCGGACGAACGAGUCCUUCAUCUUUACGAUCGACGGGGCGGCGGACCGGCCCGACGACCCGGCGAGCUGGGAACUGGACUACUUUUCGCUCCCACACACGGGCAACCUGAGUACGGGCGGCUUCGUCGACUUCGCGCGGGGCGCGCUCCUCGUCGGGCCCUGGCUCUACCUCUACGGCAAUGUGCGCACGGCAGCUACCGGCGGCCGGGAAGUGCUGAGCAGAAUCCCCUGGGCGGACUUGCGGGAGAGGAAUUUUUCAGCGCAGGAGUACUGGACGGGCGCGUGGCGGCGCGGCUGGGGCGACGACCUGCCGGAGGCGCUCGCGACGCUCUGGAGCCCCCAGGUUGCCGAGAUGCAGCCCCAGUGGUGCGACAAAACGGGCUCCUACGUCGCGCUGACGAUCCCCUUCGGUUCCACGCGCGUGGAGCUCCGCGCGGCGCCCGCGCCCGAGGGGCCCUGGACGGACCCGCGCAAGGUCUACGACAUCCCGCCGCCGCAGAACGACACGACGAAAUUUUUCUGCUACGCGACGAUGCAGCACGACGUCGCGAGCCUGCCCCGGGACCCGUCCUCGCCGCCGCCGGACCUCGUCUUCACCUACGUCUGCAACGGGCGGACGCUCGCGGACGUCUUCGCGCCGGGCGCGGAGGCGUCCUACAUCCCCCAGUUCGUACGGCUGAGCUUCCUGUAA
This is a messenger RNA of Aureococcus anophagefferens, 1191 nucleotides long. RefSeq lists its product as hypothetical. The coding region runs from base 1 to 1191 and encodes 396 amino acids. The record is from RefSeq and is a predicted model, not a curated record. Lineage: Eukaryota; Pelagophyceae; Pelagomonadales; Pelagomonadaceae. The transcript has a single exon.